AUGAUGGUGCUGUACGGAUAUGGAGGAAUUAUUCUAUAGACCGUAAAUUAGAGUUAGUAACUUCAUUGCAAGCUUUAACUGACAUGUUGCCAUCCACAAGGGGUUCUGGUUUAGUGAUAGAUUGGGAGCAAGAAUCCGGUAUGUUACUAGCAUCUGGUGAUGUCCGGAUCAUCCGGGUAUGGGAUACACAGAGAGAGUUAAGGUUACAGGAUAUCCCAACCGGUGCUGACAGUUGCGUUACCAGUCUAGCAUGUGAUUCUGUAGGUAGAUCAUUACUUAUAGCAGGAUGUGGGGAUGGGUCUGUGAGACUUUACGAUAGAAGAUUAGGGCCCCAGGAAUGUCGUGUGAUGACAUUAAGAGAACACCAAGGAUGGGUAGUUAAGGUACAUUUACAAAAAGGUGGUGAUGGCAAUAUUAUAAGUGGAAGUGUUGCUGGUGAUGUUAAAUUCUGGGAUCCACGAUUUACAGAAUCAGUGAAUACAAUCAAUACAGUGCAGUCUCUUACAUCAUUAGAAGUUCAUGAACAAGCUGAAGUUUUAGCAUGUGGUUCAAGCAAUCAAAUUAUUAGUGUAUACAACUUAGCAGGUGAUAACUUAAGUACUAUUAAAUACCAUGACGGCUUUAUGGGUCAGCGUAUUGGACCUAUUAGUUGUAUGGCUAUGCAUCCACAUAGG
Molecule: messenger RNA, 674 nt
Organism: Saccoglossus kowalevskii
Lineage: Eukaryota; Metazoa; Hemichordata; Enteropneusta; Harrimaniidae
Product: regulatory associated protein of MTOR, complex 1
Biological process (GO): cellular response to starvation; TORC1 signaling; cellular response to amino acid stimulus
Cellular component (GO): cytoplasm; TORC1 complex
Molecular function (GO): protein-macromolecule adaptor activity; protein binding
Source: RefSeq, a predicted model, not a curated record